AUGCACGAAGCGUGUCAUGAUAGAAAUGGCAGCCGGCAGGCCCUCUCAGUCUUGUUUGGCCCGCAGGGUACGGUAACACCCAAGUCAAUGCUAGAAAUCCGCACGUUACUACAAGAGAAUCCAGGCUUGGACUUCCUUUCAAAAACGAUAUCAGAUCUCCCAGAGCUAUGGCCCGCAAUUGUAGAGGUUCUGCCACAACUUUGCAAACUCCCGGCCAAGGAGAAAUUGGCAGAGCUCUGCCAAUUCUUCCAAGGAGGCCCAGUCCCGACCUUCACCGAACCCACCAACAACCUGCUCUUGAGCCCAUUGGGUGUCAUUUCUCAGACGAUCGAUUUCUGGAAGCUCAGCCAUGGGCUCGACAAUAGACUAUCUAUCGGGUCUCAGCUAGCAGACGUUCAGGGUUUCUGUCUCGGCUUCUUGACCGCGACGGCUAUCUCAUGCUCGAAUAAUGAAGCGGAAUUCCAGAUGCUGGCUUCGAAAGCUGUACGGCUAGCUUUGUGCACUGGAGCCCUGGUUGAUGUGGAAUCACUCAACUCUUCGAAUGGACAUGACUGUUCGUCGACUAUUGCAGUUCGACGGAAGUCUCCUGCACAGUCACAGCAUCUGGAUAAUGCUUUGAAGGCCUAUCCUAGGGCAUACAUCUCCUGUAUCACAGAUUCAAAAACUGUGACCGUCACCAUCCCAGAAUCCGAGUUGGCCCCCUUUAUGGCAGAUCUAGCGAAGCAGAAUCUGCUCUCGAUGCCGCUUCCACCACGAGGGCGAUGGCAUAACCGAGAUAAUCUCGAGGGUCUACGGGCCAUCUCGACCCUUUGUGAUCGCGAUGAACGAUUCAGACUCCCAGACGCAGACGCGUUGAAUAGUGCUCUCCUAUCCAACAUCACAGGGGAAACAAUCACCAAAGGCGCGUUACAUAACAUCGCCCUCCACUCCAUCCUGACCGACCAAUCACGAUGGGAUUUGAUGUUCGACACUUUUUUCAGCGCGAUGAAAACGCGAAAUGUCGACUAUCGCUAUAUCAACAUUGGAGAAACAGUCAAUGUCCCACGAGUCGCCAACGCGACGUCUGCUGCUGGACGAGAAGCUCCUGUAAACCACCAUGGAGAGAACCAUGGAACUCAUGGCGGAAACCAUGCAGACGCUCAUGUAUCUUCAUCCACCCAACAGUCGAUCCCGAAAGGGCUCGAUUUGGAGGACAUCGACCUGAUUCCCGAGUCUGCGAUUGCGGUGAUCGGUAUGGCCUGCAGGUAUCCUGAUGCCGACUCUAUCGAGGAGUUUUGGGACCUGAUCAGUGCUGGAAAAUGUGUUAUAAGACAAAUGCCCGAAGACCGGUUCAAGCCAUCAGAACUCGUUCGUGAACCAAAGGGCCCCUUCUGGGGAGGUUACGUUCGGCGGCUGGAUCUAUUUGAUCACCGUUUCUUCGGUAUUUCUGGGCGAGAAGCAAAAUCUAUGGAUCCUCAGCAAAGGCUAUGUCUUCAGGUUGCCUACGAAGCUAUGGAAUCUGCUGGAUAUUAUGGACUUCACUCCGACGGGUUCGAUGAGGAAGUCGGAUGCUACAUUGGUUCAGCUAACGAUGAUUAUUUUGAUAACGUUUCUUCACACCCGGUAAACGCAUUCUCGCUUACAGGGACUCUAAGAUCGUUCAUUAGCGGUCGUGUCAGUCAUUGCCUGGGUUGGACAGGACCCUCAGUGGUAAUGGACACGGCAUGUUCUGCUGCGAUGGUCGCUAUCCAUGCUGCAUGCCAGGCGCUCCAAACAAAAGAUUGCUCUGUCGCGGUAGCUGGGGGAACAUGUUCCAUGUCUAGUUCCAGGAUGACCCAAAAUCUGAUUGGUGCCGGUUUCCUCAGCCCAACAGGGGCAUCCAAGGCAUUCGACGUAGAUGCCAAUGGUUAUUGUCGUGCUGAAGGGGCAGGUAUCGUUGUGCUCAAGUCCCUGAGAGACGCAGUGCGAAACGGUGAUUUUGUACUGGGGGUUAUCACCGGAUCUGCUGUGAACCAAGGGAGAAACGAUACCGCUAUCAUCGUGCCCGAUGGGCCCUCCCAAUACUCCCUUUAUCAGAAAGCCUUGGCCAGAUCGGGGACGGCUGCUAAGGAUGUAACUUAUGUGGAAGCACAUGGUACUGGCACCCAAGUCGGAGACCCCAUUGAGUUCAAGAGCAUCCGAGAGACAUUUGGUAGCCCUCACCGGAAAGAUGACGUCUACGUCGGCUCAGUGAAAGAUAACAUUGGCCAUACUGAAGCGUCUUCGGGAGUCGCGUCGCUGAUAAAGACGAUCCUGAUGUUUCAGCACCAGACCAUACCCAAGCUGGCCAAUUUUAAGCAACUUAAUCCAAAAAUUGAGCCACUGGGGAAAGAUCACGUUCUGAUACCAACACAAUCGAGAGAGUGGAAAGCUACCAAACGCAUAGCGUUGAUCAACAAUUAUGGCGCUGGAGGGAACAAUGCUGCUUUGGUUGUCGAGGAACGAUCGGUCUCUCCUAAAGCCCGUACCCAGUUGUCUCACUUCCCUAUAUUUGUCUCCGGGAAGACGGCUGAAGCAGUUCGAUCCUACUGCGAUGUUCUCAGGACAUCUUUAAGUGGGAAAGAUCUGGCCGAUAUUGCUUACAAUCUGGCUAUAAAACAAAACAGAACCUUCGAAAACUGGGUAGUACUUACCAGCACUAGCGUUCAAGAACUUUCAAAUCAACUUGAGCAGGCUGCAUCCGGCACUAUUGAGCUCCAGAAGAUCCCAACCCAUAAACCAUCCGUUGUCCUUUGUUUUGGUGGCCAAGACGGAAGGAUAGCACAUAUUUUGAAGGAUUUGUACGAUAAUAGUCUGCUUCUACGGGGCCAUUUAGAUGAAUGCGAGUCUGUCCUCACAGGAGAGCUUUCUCUGCCUAGCCUAUUCCCAACAAUAUUUGAUCCUACACCAAUUAAUGAUAUUGUUACAUUGCAUUGUGUCCUCUUUGCGAUUCAAUAUGCGUGCGCCAAGUCAUGGCUGGACUCUGGCUUGAAGGUCGAUAGACUCAUUGGACACAGUUUUGGCCAACUAACUGCUCUCUGUGUGGCCGGGUCGCUCUCCCUUGUCGAUACACUUAGGCUCAUUUCGGGACGUGCCAGGCUAGUGGAGACGCACUGCGGUCCUGAGAACGGGAUUAUGUUAGUAGUUGAGGGUGAGGGAUCAGACGUGGAUUGCCUUCUUGAUCUUGCUCAAAAACAGACUCAGCACUUUGCGGCUGAUACUGCAUGCUAUAACGGACCUCGCAGCUUUGUCAUCGCCGGCGAUGAAGCAUCCAUCCAGGCCAUCGAGAAAGCUUCAACAAGCCUUUCAGCAAGCCUCCGGCUCAAACGCCUGGAAAACAGCCAUGCUUUCCACUCUCGGACGCUUGAUACCAUAAUUCCUGAUUUCCUUAAGGAGGCUAGUGAACUUCCUUUUGAGACUCCUGUGAUUCCUAUCGAAGCAUGCUCUAAUGAUGAUGACUGGUCCAAAAUCACCGCAGAGAAGAUUGUACGGCACACCCGUAUGCCUGUCCACUUCAUGGAUGCCGUUAGAAGAGUUGAAAAGCAACUUAAUGGUCCUAUAAUAUGGCUUGAAGCAGGGUCAGGGUCGCCAAUCGUACCUAUGAUCAAGAGAGCUGUCAGUUCAACCCAUCAACAUACGUAUAUCCCCACCGCUCUUCAAAAAUCGGACGCCCUAGCCAACCUCGCAAAGGCCGUCUGUCGUCUAUGGUCGAACGGUGUUAGAGCACAGUUCUGGUCAUUCCACCGUUCCCAGCACACAUCAUACAAUUGGAUCAACCUGCCUCCAUAUCAAUUUGCAAAGAUAAGCCAUUGGGUGGAGUAUAAGCCUAGAGUAUCGGUCGUUGAAACGUCUGCUGCUGCCGCUGCGCCUGCAAACCCGAACCCGGAACUAGUUACAUUGCUUCCAAAUCAAACUGGUCAAGGCGAAACUCUUUUCGAGAUAAACCCCAAUCAUGAGCUGUACCAGCUUAAUACUAAAGGACAUGAAGUUGUUGACCAAACUCUCGUCCCAGCUUCAUUGUAUAACGAAUUCGUCCUCACGGCCUCUCAUAUGCUGUCCAAUGCAGAAACUGGUUAUGUACCGCACAUAUCUAACUUGGCAAUGCUCUCGCCUUUGGUGGUCAAUCCGGUUGGACGGGUGCUUUUGAAACUGGUGGAGAAUAAAUCGCGAUCAGGAUCAUGGGAUUUCACGCUCUUUUCUCUAGUCGAAAAUUCCAAUCCACUGACUCAUGGCACAGGAUGCAUCACGAUUUCGAAUCCUAGUGUUCCAGUGUCCAUCAGCCAUUUCCAGGCCCUUCAGAGCCUUAUGCUUCACCGGUGCAAGGAAAUCGAAAGCUCUCCCAUGUCCAUUGGUUUCAAGGGUCCUACUGCUUAUCAGGCUAUGCGCCGGGUAGUAACCUACCUUGAUUACUAUCAUGGUAUCCAAAGCAUCUAUAAUCACGGCAAUGAGGCUACCGCUCGAAUCACUCUACCACCUGUGCGACCAAAAGGCAUGGGAGUCGGUUUCUGCGAUCCGGUCCUGGUCGACAGCUUUACUCAAGUCUCCGGAAUACUUGCCAACUGCUUUUCUCUUCCUGAAGACGGCGAGAUGUGGGUAUGCAACUACAUUAGCGACGUAGUCUUCACCCAACGAUUUGUUGAAAGUGCGAGGGAGGAGAAUAAGACUUGGGUUGCUUACUCCAAGUUCGACAUACCAACUCCCAAGAGGCUGAAAUGCAAUAUUUUUGCUUUUGAACCUGAAACCGGAGAUAUUGUUCUCACCAUCAUGUCGAUUGAGUUUCAAAAAGUUUCGAUCAAGUCAUUAAGGAAGGUCCUUGGAAAGCUGAAUAGCCAGCCAGCUCCCAUUCAGAAGAGUGCUAUCCAAACAACCCCAAUACAGACAGCUCCCGUCCAAUAUGCCCCUACCAAUGUCAGCUCCAAUCACACAGGAACAACCUUCGUAUCUAAUGCUACCGUGGCCCCUGCACCUACAUCCAGGCAAACGCCGACGCAAAUACCAAGCGGGUCAGCUGAUACAACCGGGAAUCACCUAGGAUCAUUACAGAAGGUUAAAGAAAUGUUGAAAGACAUUCUUGAAAUCCCUCUUGAAGAGAUCACAACGAAUGCUGCUCUCGAAGAUCUUGGUGUUGAUUCUCUGCUUGCCACGGAACUCUUCUCGGAAAUUAAUAAGCGGUUUGGCCUUUCAAUAUCACACUCUGAUUUUGCCACUAUUACUGAUGUCUGGGGGCUCUCUCAACUCAUACCAGGAGGAAAUGAAAUACCAAUUUCUAGUACUCCUUCAACUUCAAUUCCAACUCCCCAAUCCAGCCCCACGCCCGCUAUAAUUCCACAUAAGCCCGUGCAGGUGGCACACCAGCCAGUGGGUCACCAACCGGUGGAUAAAGUUAAGGAGAUGUUGGUUGAAGUUUUAGAAAUUCCGAUUGAAGAAAUUGCGCCAAAUUCAAUUCUUGAAGAUCUUGGGGUAGAUUCUCUACUAGCUACAGAGCUCUUUUCAGAAGUCAACAAGAGAUUUGGUGUAUCAAUCUCGCACACGGAAUUUGCCACCAUAACCGACGUUCAAGGCCUCGCUCAACUUGUCUCAGGGUCUAAUCCGCCUCCAGCUUCUACAUCAACAAAUCAAACCACUAGUGUUUCUGCUCCAAAGCCCACUAGCUGUUCGACUCAACUUGAUAUAGAAACCGUUGUGUUCGCUGAACGAGAUGGAACUCCCCUAUCUGCCGAUAUAUAUUAUCCUCAGGGCCUUUCUGAGACCCAAAAGGUUCUUCCAGUUGCUCUUAUGAUUCAUGGUGGCGGACACGUCAUAUCCACCCGGAGAGAUAUCCGCGAUGACCAGACUCAGAUCCUACUAAACGCUGGCUUUCUGCCGGUGAGCGUUGAUUACAGACUGUGUCCUGAAGCCACAAUCCACGAAGGAGCAAUGCAAGACGUCCGCGACGCUUUCUGCUGGGCACGAAAGACACUACCCACCCUAUCCCUCAGCCGACCCGAUAUUCGACCAGAUGGAGACAGGGUUGUAGCUGUGGGCUGGUCAUCUGGUGGGCAUCUUGCCAUUUCUCUAGGAUGGACUGUGCCAUCACUAGGAAUCAAGCCUCCAGAGGCAAUUCUAGGAUUUUACAGUCCAAGCGAUUACGAAGACCCCUUCUGGGCCUCGCCUAAUCUACCGUUUGGUCAGAAGCCCACCCCACCGCCCGAACCCGGAUACAACUUUUUAUACGACGGACUUCAGGACAAGCCUAUCAUUGGAUAUACUCCUCAGGCAUCCAAGCGUGCGUUGGGUGGUUGGAUGUCGCUCGAGGAUCCGCGUUGCCGAAUUAUUCUUCACAUGAACUGGGAGGGUAAGAGCUUGCCCGUACUCAUCAACGGACUUAGACGCACUGGUACGAAUUCCGUGACAAAUCCUCCAUUCCCGUCCGUUGAGCAGAUCCAGGCAGUCAGUCCUCUGGCACAGAUGCGAGCGGGCAAUUACAAGACGCCAACCUUCUUCAUACAUGGAACCCGCGAUGAUCUUGUUCCUUGGCAGGCGUCUCAGAGAUGCUAUGAAGCCCUUCGUGAGAGAGGCAUUCCUACCGGACUAGUCCUUCUGAAGGAUGCGUUGCAUUUGUUCGACCUGUAUCCAUCGAGUAAGAAGAAUCCGGUCGCUGUAAAGGGGGUGAAGGAUGGUUAUGAUUUCCUCAGUGCGCAUAUAUAG
Arthroderma uncinatum is the source of this 6684-nucleotide messenger RNA. RefSeq lists its product as uncharacterized. Lineage: Eukaryota; Fungi; Ascomycota; Eurotiomycetes; Onygenales; Arthrodermataceae. Bases 1 to 6684 code for a protein of 2227 amino acids. The transcript is spliced from 5 exons. Gene Ontology annotation, molecular function: 3-oxoacyl-[acyl-carrier-protein] synthase activity; serine-type peptidase activity; fatty acid synthase activity. The record is from RefSeq and is a predicted model, not a curated record. Gene Ontology annotation, biological process: proteolysis; fatty acid biosynthetic process; secondary metabolite biosynthetic process.